Messenger RNA from Coregonus sp. 'balchen', 1311 nucleotides. The record is from the annotation of a GenBank genome assembly. Lineage: Eukaryota; Metazoa; Chordata; Actinopteri; Salmoniformes; Salmonidae.
AUGGAUGUAGCCAAGUUUACCACCGUUACCAAUACCUCGCAGGAUACCAACACCUCGAGAGCCCCAAUACCUCUCACGCAAACGGAGGUGGGCUCCGCGCUCAUAAUCCUUGUGGUCACCGUGAUCAUUCUGGUCACUAUCGUCGGUAACGUGCUGGUCAUCGUGGCCGUGCUCACCAGCCAGGCUCUCCGCGCCCCCCAGAACCUUUUCCUGGUGUCCCUGGCAUGUGCAGACAUCCUAGUGGCGACACUGGUCAUCCCGUUCUCCCUCGCCAAUGAGGUCAUGGGUUACUGGUACUUUGGGAGCACCUGGUGCGCCUUUUAUCUGGCACUGGAUGUCCUCUUCUGCACCUCAUCCAUAGUCCACCUGUGCGCCAUCAGUCUGGACCGCUACUGGUCAGUCACCAAGGCCGUGAGCUACAACCUGAAGCGCACCCCCAAGCGAAUCAAGUCCAUGAUAGCCGUGGUGUGGGUCAUCUCCGCCGUCAUCUCCUUUCCGCCUCUCAUCAUGACCAAGCACGACGAGCACGAGUGUCUGUUAAACAACGAGACCUGGUACAUCCUGUCCUCUUGCCUCGUGUCCUUCUUCGCCCCGGGCCUCAUCAUGAUCCUGGUGUACUGUAAGAUCUAUAAAGUGGCCAAGCAGCGCUCCUCCACCGUGUUCGUGGCUAAGAACGGCCUGGAGAGGCAGCCCUCCCAGUCGGAGACGUGCUUCGUGAGGAAGGAGCGGAUGGAGAGCCCCAGUAGCCAGAGCUCCGAGGACCACCACAGGCAGGAGGAGCUGGAUGAUAUCGACUUGGAGGAGAGCUGCUGUGCGUCGGACAUUAAACCACGGAACCACCGCUUCUCCAAGCACAGGAAGGUGGAGGUCUCGGACUGCUGCCCGCGCCAGAGCUGCCGCCUCUCCUGGGCCUCGGCACGUGCCUCGCAGCUCUUCCAAGAUCCCAAAAACACAACCAAUGCUGCCCUGGCGGCCCAGCGGCAGCACCUCGCAGCCCAUCGGCAGCACCUCGCGGCGGCUGCGUCCAAGACCAAAGUGGCCCAGAUGCGCGAGAAGCGCUUCACGUUCGUGCUGGCGGUGGUGAUGGGGGUGUUCGUGCUCUGCUGGUUCCCUUUCUUUUUCACAUACAGCCUGCACGCGAUCUGCAGGGAGAGCUGUUACAUACCCGGCGCGCUCUUCAACGCCUUCUUCUGGAUUGGCUACUGUAACAGCUCAGUGAACCCUAUCAUAUAUACAAUUUUCAACAGGGAUUUUCGUAAAGCGUUUAAGAAAAUCAUAUGCCGGACUUCAAAACGCACUAAUACCACUUGA